AUGGCCAGGUGGCUGUUGUUACUGUCAGAAUUCGACAUAACAUAUGUCAAUCAAAAGUCUAUAAAGGGGCGAGCAAUCUCAGACCACUUGGCGGCAUCUCCUGUGGAGAUUGAUUCACGACCAACAGAGGAUUCCUUCCCUGAUGAAUAUUUGAACUUCAUGGAAGAAGACCAAACUGAAGAAUGCCAAUUAUAUUUUGAUGGAGCUGCAAAUCAAAAAGGGUUCGGGGCAGGAGUGUUACUCGUGACCCUAGAGGACCUUUACUUACCCAUGGCAUUCUGUCUAGAAUUCAGUUGCACCAAUAACAUUGCGGAAUAUGAAGCUUGCGCCAUUGGUCUAGAAAUGGCAUUAUCUGUGGGAGUAGAAAAAAUCAAAGUCUUUGGAGACUCUUCAGUCGUGAUUUGUCAGAUCCAAGGGAAAUGGAAGACCAGGGACGAAAAGCUGAAGCCCUAUCAAGUAUAUUUGGAGCAGGUUGCUAAAUGCUUUAAAGAAAUCUCUUUCGAAUAUUUGCCCAGAGAUAGCAAUCGGUUUACGAACGCCUUGGCUACUUUAGCCUCUAUGGUAGAAUGUGAUCCUCAGCAUAGGAUUCAACCUUUUCUGGUAGAAAGAAGAACUAGCUCGGCAUAUGGAGAGCCAGUCAAUCUACUCACCGAGGAUGGAAGGCCCUGGUACGCGCCAAUAGUCGAUUCUAUCAGAGAAAGGAGGUACCCUAAACAUUUUAUAGAAGGGAAGAAAAGGCAUCUGCGGAAACAUGCCACUCAAUUCAUCCUCCAAGGAAGCUUGUUGUAUAAAAGGUCUUAUGAUGGCAUCCAACUGUUAUGUGUAGAUGAGGAGCAAGCUCAGACCAUUAUGAAAGAAAUUCACCAAGGGAUUUGCAGACCACAUAUGAAUGCAAAAAUGCUCACCAAGAAGAUCCUCAGGAUGGGGUAUUAUUGGGCAACAAUGGAAGCUGAUUGUGCUGCCUUCAUCAGAAAAUGA
Molecule: messenger RNA, 978 nt
Organism: Telopea speciosissima
Lineage: Eukaryota; Viridiplantae; Streptophyta; Magnoliopsida; Proteales; Proteaceae
Exons: 1
Coding region: 1-978 (325 amino acids)
Molecular function (GO): nucleic acid binding; RNA-DNA hybrid ribonuclease activity
Source: RefSeq, a predicted model, not a curated record